CCUGACGUUCGCAGCUUUAAGUAGGGGGAACAAUAAGCCGAGAAGCCGAGCUGGUGCAGAGGAGGAAAAGUAACUGUGAGACAGGCUGACAGGUGUCGCGGAAGUUUACGCUCGCAGCGGCGCAUCCCUCCGCGUCUCUGGAAUAAGGAGGCUGUGACUGGUGGUCAUUCGGCUCCCGCUGAUCCAGUGGUUGUCCCAGCCUCGGCCCCCCGAGCACCGACACCUGUGACUCUCCUCCUCCUCCUUUGUUCAACCAGUAGCAGCAGGUCAGAGUGGUGAGGCCAGGGACAAUGGGACGCAAGUUAGACCUAUCGGGCCUAACAGAUGACGAGGCAGAGCACGUGCUAAAAGUGGUUCAGCGUGACAUGAAGCUGCGAAAGAAGGAGGAGGAGAGACUAAGUGAGAUGAAGCAGGAGCUCGCAGAGGAAGGCAGCAGAUGCUCCAUCCUUUCCAAGCAGCACCGUUUCAACGAGCACUGCUGCAUCCGCUGCUGCGCGCCCUUCACCUUCCUGUUCAACCCGAAGCGUCAGUGCCUGGAUUGCCAGUACAACGUGUGCAAGACCUGCUGCACCUACAACAAGAGGGACAGAGCCUGGCUGUGUUCAGCGUGCCAGAAGGGCAGGAUAUUUAGGACGCAGUCACUCGAAUGGUAUUACGACAACGUGAAGAGCCGCUUCAAGAGGUUCGGCAGUGCGAAGGUACUGAAGACUCUGUACAGAAAACACAUCAUCGAGAGAGGAGCGUUCUCUGAUCUCCCAGAAAGCAGCGUUCACGACGGAAGCAACGACAAUGAUGGCAGCAUCUGCGGCAGCGACUCCGUCUUUUACAGGCAGAGCGAAGGACACAGUAUGGCAGAGACACUCACAGUCGCCCUGCGUGUUGCUGAGGAAGCUAUAGAGGAGGCCAUCGCUAAGGCGGAGGAGUUUCGGGACAGUUUGGAGAAGCAGAAUGAGGCUCGAUAUCUGCGGGACCACAAAGAGGAGCUCAUAGAGGAACUCGCAACAACGAUUGUACAAAAAAUCAUUCAGAGGAGAAAGAAAUCAGAGAUGCAGACAGAGUAUGACUUUGUCUGGCCACAACCUCAAUCUCUAAUCCAAACCGGCGAGCUGCCAUCUCCUUCCCAACCUCACACUUCAUCACAAGAGCCUAUAAGGAACCCAUAUCCUCUUUGGCGUUCCCGGUCAGCGUUCUCCCUCACCAGUGAGGACUCCCCAGAGAAAGGUCUGGAGGAGGAAGAGGAGGAGGAGGUUGCUGCUGCGGGUGGUGGCGAAGGUUUGCAGGAAUACGCUUCUCUAAAGAGGGAGGGCAAGGCUGCAUCCUUACCUGGCUGGAAAAGCAUGGAUCGCUUGGACAACACAAGCACAUCCUCGGUACUGCAGAGUCCAGACGGGAACUGGAUCGCUCUGCACAGCUCUCAGCUUUCCCGACCCAGCCUGCUCACCAAGAGGAAGAGCCUAGUGUUCAGUGUGCUGGAGAAGGAGUCCAGCGUGGUCUCUGCUUACGAUGAGAUGGGAUCUGACUCAGAGGAGGAGGACGAAGGCGGAUGGGGUGCGGCGCUUCAACAGUUUCACCGCAAAUUGUCAGACGAGACUUACUACACGGACUCGCAGCAUGACCCUGAAUGGACUUACACCCAGCACGCUCCAGUUACUUCGCCGUCCUCUGGCCUGUACACCAACACAGAGACCCUCAACUCAGACUCUGAAGCCUCAUCAGUGCUGUCUGCAUGUCCUCGUAAACCCACUCACGACUUGUUAAGGAAGAAAGGACCAGCUGACACUCAUCUGCACCCUCACCAGCAGCCGGUGUACCAUCAGCAUCUGCAGCAGAGCUUAUCCCCAUACUCAGCCCAAACAGAGGCACUGGAUGUAAACUUUAACCCCAAGGUAAUGGGAGACAGCAGCGAGGGGGAUGACAGGCAGUGUGUCCAAAGAUCACGGAGACGCAGGAAAAGCAAAAAGGAAUCGUCGACAGAGCAGAACAAGCCCGGAGGCCCGAACCAUUCACAGGCCAUUUACCCUUUAGCACAGGAGAACAGUGGUUUCCUACUCAACGCCUUGCUGAAGAGAGGUUUGAGUGAUGAGCAGCCAGUGCCUGACUAUACGCUAGCAGUAACAGCUGCACCAGAUGCCCUCAAACUAGAUGCCAUGACACCCGAGCCAGAGGCCUUGGACACCGUGGCUCAAAAUUGUCCAUCCCUGAACCCUGCUCAGCCCAAUUCUGUGGCCCCGGGGCCAGAGAUCUUGUCUGGGAGCGUGGGGCCUGAAUCUGGUUCUGAAGAUCAUCUGGAAGAAGAAAUACGAUCCACACUCAGUCGGCUGGCCAGCCGAGAAAACAGCAAAGACAGCACCUCAUCUGAUGAGGAGGGCGCACGGUCCCCUGAGGACAAAGUGACAGAUAAAGAAAGUGAGAAACAGAGAGUGAAAUCAAGACCAAAACAAACAGAGAGGCAAAGGCAGUGUGCAAGUGCCAACAGAGAGAAAGAAAGUGAAGCAAUGGAACAAGUGAACGGACAGCUGAUGAAAAGAGCUCCUGGACUAGCGAAGAGUGCCUCAGUACGAGAGGAAACAAGAGUUCAGGAGAGGAGGUUAGAGAAAAGAGCUGAGAGUUUUGUAGAGAAAGUAGUUGAAAAGGAGCAGAAAAGAGGAGAGGUGAACAGAGUAAAUAAGAAACAGUGUAAGAGAAAUGGAGAGAAGGAAGCAGCACAAAAGGGUGGAGCCAGGAUGAGUGGAUCUAGCGCAAGUUCACCUGCUGUUACACCUUCUUCCCAGGAGGGGGGGCUGUCAAACAACCAGCAAAGGUAUUCAGCAGCUUCGCUGUGCAGCAUCACCACAGAAGUGCUGAAAGUUUUGAACGCAACAGAGGACCUGAUUGGAGAGGCUGGUGGUGAAAGCUACACCCUGUCUGAGUCCAUGAGUGCCUCUCCUGUGUCCAGCAGCUCUGAGACACGGAGGCUGGACCAGAGGCUUACCAAGAUUGAGGAGAAUGUGUACUUGGCUGCUGGAGCUGUUUAUGGCCUGGAGGGGGCCCUGGGGGAGCUGGAGCACUGUGCCCGGAGUAUUAGCAGUGAGACCACAGACACUGAGCUGGCCUUCCUGGAGGACCAGGUAGCUACUGCAGCAGCUCAGGUCCACCAGUCUGAACUACAGAUAUCAAACAUCGAGGCCCGGAUUUCAGCUCUGAAAACAGCUGGUUUAAAUGUGACUGUCUGCAAUCGCUUCUCAAAGAUCAAGCCAAAGUCCAAGCCUGAAACACUGGACUCGUCACGCCAUCAGAGAAGGAAACUCCCAGCACCUCCAUUAAAAGAAAAAUUGGAGUCAGAGCAGCAAGUUAAAGCUCUUCGGCCAUAGAGACAAGCAGCAGCACAAGUCCCUCAGGGCCACUUUACAGAGCCUCAGGGACAGGGGCCCUUCACAUCUAGUGCCUUGACCCAGCAUCUGCCUCCAACUCUAGGCCAAGCAGCGGCCGACACCUGCCCUGCGUUCUCCACCCUCACCCAACCACAACAGUCGCACCUCACAGGAAAACAUUACUUGCUCUUUCUCUUUUUUAUUCUUAAUCCUCAGUAUUUCUUCCCUGAAUGCACUCAUGUAAGCUGACUUAACAUUUGAUGUAUCUGCCUUAAAAUCUGCAAACAAUCCUUAUGUUAAGUACAACUCAAAAAAAUAUAUACAUUAUAUACACAUCUGUACAGACAACGAAGAAUGCAUUGCCGUUUUUUGUCUGUUUGCAAGAGUGUUGUUACUUUAGGUCAAAUGAAGCUGUGGAAAGAUCAUGUAAAACUUUCUGUGAUUCAGUGGCCUAGAAGGAAAGGAUGGUGUUUAUGCUGUCAUUUUUUAUACCCAAAUAAAAUAGUAAGAGGAAAACAGGUAUUUAUCCAUCCUGCAACAUACAUCGAAGGUUUUUUUUUCAUUUUACACACUUAUAUCAAAUGGGAAUCACCAUGUGAGGAUUUCGGUGUUUUAACUAUUUAAAAACAAAUCAUUGCACUCACAGUACCUGAAAAAGUGUUUUAGAUAUGCACAGUAUCAGGGCCAAAAAAUUUUUUUUUUUUCUGCCACUGCAAUAUGCAGUAGCUAAAAUGAAUACAAAGCACAUUUAUGAUAUUAGUCAAUCUACUGUUGGUGCACAGCUAAGUCCUGAAUAUUCUAAGAGCUGUAAUGCAGCAUGUUUUCGAUGCCAGUGUGCUGAUUAUGAUAAAGCUAAUUGACAUCCAGCAGCAAGUUAAGCCAAUAAUCCUCCAACAGCGAGUUAUCUAAUGCUGCAUUCCAUUUAACUAUGAAUUCUGAACUCAGAUCUGAGGAUUGGUUCUAGUGGGAUUUGCUAAGUGUUCAAACACUAAAGAUAUGUGUUUCCAAAUAGAGAUUGUAGAGUAGCAUGUGUGUCGUUGGUUGAAUGGGAUAGAAACUGACAAAGAGCUAAUAAAUAAUUUAUAUCCUCAAAUUUUUCUGUAUUUUAUAUGCACGGCAGCCAUGUUGGAUGUUAAACUCAGGGUGGUUUGGCGAUCUCCAAUUUUCCAAAUAGAAAUUUCAACAAGCUACCAUGUUACUAUUGUAUUUUUAACUCAGAACUAACAAAAAUCCCCUUUUUUGCUACAAAUAGAAUGUAGCAUCUGCUAUGCAUACAGGAAGGGGGAAACAGCUAGCUUAAGUUGAAUGAUAAAAUAGAUGAAUAAAAGCUUUUUCUACUACAGUUAAAUGAAACAUUAAAUAAAUUGAAUGAAUUAAAUGAAAAGUUUGAGCAGUAGAAUGGUUUUUGCUAAAUGUAAUAAAUCAAAUGGGCCCUUAGCAAGCCCUUACCACUACAAACCUCCAAUACCCAUUCAGUAAAUAGCUAUUCAUACAGAAAGGGGAAACCAGCAAGCCCAUAUCUGGUGAAGAUGAAAUAAACAACUUAUUUUAUCACAAUUAAAUUCUAGUAUCUUUCUCUUUAAAAUCAAAGUAUUAAAAUGAUGCAUGCUAAACUUUAGUGAUGAACAUGGGCAGCCAGCAGCAAAUGAAGCCAAGGAGGCACUAACACCCAGGUAGCUUAGCUAUGCAUACGAAAAGAGGGAAAAACUAGUCUAAAUCUGUUAGAAGAUAAAAAGAAGAAAAAAAUGAUAUAAAUGAAAUUAACCAUGCUUUAAGUUCACUUUGAGUCUACAUAUAGUGUAUAAAUACAAUAAAGUAAAUGGGCAGCCAGCAGGUACUGAAGCCAAUUAACUGAAACUUGCCAAUUAACUGAAACUAAGUUGAAGCUGAGCCGAAAAGCGAAGCUCUCGAUUUACCGGUCGGUCUACGUUCCUACCCUCACCUAUGGCCAUGAAAUGAGCUUCCUCCGUAGGGUGGCCGGGCAUUCCCUUAGAG
Molecule: messenger RNA, 5345 nt
Organism: Girardinichthys multiradiatus
Lineage: Eukaryota; Metazoa; Chordata; Actinopteri; Cyprinodontiformes; Goodeidae
Gene: myripb
Product: myosin VIIA and Rab interacting protein b
Exons: 17
Coding region: 291-3350 (1019 amino acids)
Biological process (GO): intracellular protein transport
Cellular component (GO): cortical actin cytoskeleton
Molecular function (GO): actin binding; small GTPase binding; myosin binding
Source: RefSeq, a predicted model, not a curated record